Messenger RNA from Talpa occidentalis (Iberian mole), 6290 nucleotides. It is a transcript of the gene MBD3, whose product is annotated as methyl-CpG binding domain protein 3. The coding region runs from base 2265 to 2981 and encodes 238 amino acids. The transcript has 6 exons. The record is from RefSeq and is a predicted model, not a curated record. Lineage: Eukaryota; Metazoa; Chordata; Mammalia; Eulipotyphla; Talpidae. Gene Ontology annotation, molecular function: DNA binding.
UUACCCCUGGACUAUCCUGUCCCACCUGUCUAGGAGCGUCUCAGCCUUAACCGUGUGGGAGUCCAUUCAGGCCCCAGCCCUGAGCGUGGGAAAAGCUCUAAACCGGAGUGGAGAUUAUAGUUAAGGUUUCCUGCAGCUCUACCGAGAUGGGACAAAAGGGGUUUUUAGGUACAGGCUGGCCAGAGAGGGUGUCUGGCCACUGCCAGGCUUCUAGCCUAGUGCUCCGCUGUGCAGGUGGGUGUCACCCUCCUUCCCAGUGCUGGGAGGCUGGGGGUUGUAACGUGGCCUCUGCUGACCGGGCAGCAGGGGUACGUUUCCCGUGUUCCUCUGAUCUAGAGAGAAGACAGACCUGGGCUGGUGUCCCAGCCUCUCCUGAAGGGAUGUGCUGUCUGGUUUCCUCAUUCUAGAGGGACUGAUGUAGAGUGACCCCACAAACCAUCACUUGGGGGGCACUCACACAACCUUCCCACCUGACAUAGCCCCGAGCUUCUCCAGGGUCUGUGUGAGAGGUGAGAGGCCAUAUGGGAGUGUCUUUGUGAAAAGUCUCACCUUAGGACAUGAUCCAGGCAGGAAGUUGAGACUUACAGGGAGUUAGUGUCCUGACCAGGGGUGCCGAGCACAGGAUGUUUCCAGAAGGUGUAACGGGAAGAGCAAGAGGUACUUAGUGUCCCCUUUCUCUGAAGAGCAGGCCAGGGGUGCCUGGAACCAGCUGCGCCAGUCAGCUUGGCCUUGCUGCCUGGCGGGUCAUGGCCUUACGGUGAGCGAGGAGACGCUGCCUGCUGACCCUGUAUGCACAGCGGCCCUUUGUGCCCACGAAAGAUGGUGCCAGGGGAGGGGCCUCUGCUCCUUACUCUGGGCACCCGUCUCCACCAUAGCCAGCCUGGGAGCUUCUGCCAUCCCUGUGGUGUGGUGGACCCCCCAGCCCCGCCCCACCCCACCCCACCCGCAGGUCCUGCUCCCAGGCUCCCGCUGUGGGCCUGUGCCAGAGCCGAGCACUCGAGUCUCCUCUGCGUGCUGUAUGAGAAGGGCUCUCUGGCCUCCGGGUCUGCAAAACCUUUUUUAAAGUGGAGCUGUGAUUCCCAGUCCAUAUAGUUCACUCUUAACAGAAGACAAUGCAGCGGGUUUUAGUACAUUCACAAAGUUGUACAACCAUUACUCCUGUAGUUCCAGAACAUUUUUAUCACCCCCAAAACAAAGCCUUGUGCCUGUUAAUAGUCCCUCCUCAUUCCUCACCCCAGCCCUACAAACCCACUUUUUGUGCAUUUUGUCUUAAACUGCUUUAUAGACGUGAUUCACACCACACAAUUUUUAAAAGCAUAACUGGUCUUUAGUACGUUCUGGUACAGUUAUUACCUCAAUUUUAUUUUUUACAUGUUUAUUUUUCCUUAGAAGAACCGGGGUGUAGGCCAGAGGUGUGGGAGUGGGGGUAGGGGAUCAGCAGUGUAGGCUGUACCAUGGUCAAUUUUAGAGCAUUUUUAUUGCGCGCACCCCCCCAACUCCAGCCUCUGCCUAUCACUGCCCUCUCCCCUGUCCCUCACAACUAACUGCUCAUCUUCCUUUUGUGUCUCCCUGCUUUCUUCAAGUGCCAGGCAAGGCAGGUGUGCAUGGGGUGACCUGGCACAGAAGUGCUGGCGCAUGUCUCAGGUUCUCUGCCUCCCUCUCUGUGGCUUUGUGUUUGAAGUCUGGUCGGGAUGUGGGUUUCUUUUGCUGCUGCACAAGUGGACUCAGUGUUAACAUUAGCCAGCACGGAGUGUAACAGAAAAGUGACUCCAGAAGGUUCCACAGUAACCUGAGGCCCUGGGACAGUCAGGACCCCUGUCCUGGUGAAAAUAGCACAAGUUCCUCCGGUGGCUUCACCCAGCAGGCCAGGUGCUCGCAUGGGCUGCUGUGCCCCCAGACACACAUCCUGGAAGAAACGGUUUCCUUCUGGCUGAGGGGUUCCCUUUUUCUGCCCUAUGUGGGACAUCUGGAGGGGCAGGCACGCGAUCGCUCAAAUUAGGGGCUUGUUCCAGAGGCUGUCAGGAGGUCAAAAAUCCAAUCCCCGGCCACUGUCAGACUGAGGAGCUGUUUGCCAGAGGGGACUGUUGAUUGGCUUGUAGCCCCAGAAGGCUUGGGGCCUGCUACCCACGACGCCAGCGCUCAGCGGGGCCGCAGUCCACACGCCACAGCGUCCACCUGCCUCUGCGUGCACGUUGGUGCUUUGUAGCCCAAGUGGGAAGAAGUUCCGGAGCAAGCCGCAGCUGGCACGGUACCUGGGGGGCUCCAUGGACCUGAGCACCUUUGACUUCCGCACCGGCAAGAUGCUGAUGAGCAAGGUGAACAAGAGCCGGCAGCGGGUGCGCUACGACUCCUCCAACCAGCUGAAGGGCAAGCCCGACCUCAACACGGCCCUCCCUGUAAGGCAGACGGCGUCCAUCUUCAAGCAGCCAGUGACCAAGAUCACCAAUCACCCCAGCAAUAAGGUGAAGAGUGACCCCCAGAAGGCUGUGGAGCAGCCUCGGCAGCUCUUCUGGGAGAAGAAGCUCAGCGGCCUGAAUGCCUUUGACAUCGCGGAGGAGCUGGUGAAGACCAUGGACCUCCCCAAGGGCCUGCAAGGGGUGGGCCCCGGCUGCACAGACGAGACGCUGCUGUCCGCCAUCGCCAGCGCCCUGCACACCAGCACCAUGCCCAUCACUGGGCAGCUGUCGGCGGCCGUGGAGAAGAACCCCGGGGUGUGGCUCAACACCACUCAGCCGCUCUGCAAGGCCUUCAUGGUGACUGACGAGGACAUCAGGAAGCAGGAGGAGCUGGUGCAACAGGUCCGCAAACGACUGGAGGAGGCGCUGAUGGCUGACAUGCUGGCUCACGUGGAGGAGCUGGCUCGGGAUGGCGAGGCGCCCCUGGACAAGGCAGGCGUGGAGGAGGAAGAGGAGGAAGAGGAGGAGGAGGAAGAGGAGGAGGAGGAGGAGCCAGACCAGGACCAGGAGAUGGAGCAUGUCUAGAGCAGGUGCCGCCACGGCUGGUGCCAGGUGCUGACCACCAGGUGUGACCUCAAGUCCUCGGCUCUGCUCCCUGGCGGCACCCCCUGAGGGCCUCCUGCCUCCCUGGAUGGGCCUGGGGACAGCCACCCAGCACUAAUUGUUCCCCCACUGUCUUUCCAGAGGCCCUGCCCCCCAGCGUGGCCUCUGUAGACUUGGCCCUUGCCUCGCUCAGGACCAGGUUCAGGGCUGGGCCAGCUGGGAGGAAGGAUCCUCCUGGCCCUUCCCAGGUGUGCUCCCUCCUCGGCCCCGGAGCACGACUGGAGGACGGCCUCCACCCGGCGGGCCCCGUGCUUACUCUCCACUCAAGGGCUGGGUUUCUGAAGUGCCAUGGUUCCUCGGCUGCGCCUGCAGGAAGCCCACCUCAGGCAGAUGCGCCACGCUGGACUCGGGCCCCUGAGCUUGAGCCUCGCCUCGGCCUGUGGCCAACAGCUGCCUCCUGAACUCAGACAGGAGCGCCACCUGCCAGGCUCCCUGCCAGGCUGGAGACAUAGGUUUGAAACAGUGUUGCCUCCUGGUCUGGGCAGCCUGAGAGAAUCUUCUGGGGCCAGCACCUCAGCCCUCUAGAGGGGGCACAGCCCCUGUGCCAGCCUGGCUGGGCAGGCCGAGACAGCCUGAAGACAGCCCGAAGCGCUGAAAACCAGUGGCACAGCCCAGACUUUUCAAACUUCAAUAAACCUGUGGUACAAACGGGGCUGGACGUUGGCAUCACUGCGGAGCCCUUGUGUUUGAUGCACGUGGAUGUGAACUCUGGCCUUUGCUUCCAAACGCCUCAGCCCGAGGGUCAGACUCUGGGACAGAGGAGGAAUGGCCACAGCCGAGGCGCAGGGUUCCAGACUCACCGGGUGCCUAUCCACUGCCAGGCUGGGCUCCGAGGCAGCUCCAGCUGCAGCCAACCUCUGUGCCUCGGUUUCCCCAUGUGACUGAGACAUCGACGUUCAGCUCCCAGGCUGUGCAUCUCUGGCUGAGCUCUCCCAGGAGCUGGAAGAGGGAGUCGGGGACAUGUUGCCUAAUCCUCCUGCAGCCCCGAGUGCCUUGGCCUAGAGGAGCUCCCACCGCCCUGUGGACAGGGGCCGCGCCCUCCCCCACCUCGGAUGGCCUGUUUCUCCUGCUCACUCCUUAAGCCCCGUCAGCCUGGAGACACCACCAUGGACCAGCAAAGCCCAGCGAGUGCCAGCCUCUCUGCCCUCACCAGCGGCCAUGACUGAGGGAACGUUCUGAAUCCUGGCCUGGGCUUUAGGUGGGGGUUCUGGGGCAGGGUUGAUGGUGGGGAGCCCCAAGGAGCUGUGGGGGGCAUCACCCACCCCCUCCAAGGACAUUUGCCUGAUGGCAGGCGGCCACUUCCUUCCCAAGUCAAAUCGAAGCACAAAUCUUCCAGAACACGGAGGCCGCCGCAUGCAAGGGCCCUGGGGCUGGGGCUGGGGCUAGGGCUGAGUGGCCUCCCAGGCGAAGAGCCCCACUCUGUUCGCGCCAAGGUGCUGUGGAAACACAAGGGGCUGUGGGUGGCCCGCGCUGGCCUGAGGUCAUGUUCUGGGAGUCCUGCAGCGGAGGGGUGUGGGCUCUGGAGUGAAUAAAGCCAUCUGGGUGGUGUGCUUGUCAUCGCUGUGAAGGCCUGAGCUCCUGUAUCGGUGCAGAAGCCCCACCAUCCCCAGAUUCAAGUGCCCUGGCCUCGUGUGCCAAGUUGUGCAUCACCACGGAAAGGGAGGCGGUAGGAUGGGCUGCACAUGCCCCAGUGUGGCCCUGGGAAGGGGCAGGAAGCCGAGGUGCAGCCCAGCUGAGGGUGUCUGGAAGACUUGUGCUCCCAGGCAUCGGCAGCACCUCAGCCCUGGGUCCUGCCCCCUGUCGAGCGGGCACCAGUAGACUUGAUGUCAGAUGUGCCCCCAGUCAUCCCCAAGAGAAGUGAGCCAGCACACCCCAGUUCUCUGGUGCAGGGGCUGUGCCAGGAGCGGCCCUACUGGUGUCCUGGGCUCUUCGGGCCUGGCACACAGCUGGCCCUGCUGCCCCUGGGGGGCUCCUGAGGGCCCUGUCUCCUUCAGACCCUGUGCCACCAGGGCCAUCACCCAUGAUGCCCCCUCUCCCACUGGCUAUGCUGACCUUGGCAAGCUUCUCCCAACCUGGAGGCUGGGAGGUGCUUCACCUGCAGCUGCCUGUUCAUGGCCUGCCCUGUGUGUGUGGGCUCCAGAGGAUUUGCCCAAGGCCCCAUCCCACAGCUGGUCGGGGCCCUUGCCUGGACCCCUCUACUACAUGGUCUCUCCCUUUCUCUUUCUUGUUCUCUCAUCCCUCGUGACGUUUUUCAAGGAGCCCUACCUGUGCAGAAUUGGCCCCAGCCCGCAGAGGGGAAAUUGAAGUGGAGUUAUUGCCCAGCCCGCUACACCAACUGGAAUGGGGUGGUCAGGCCUGGCUGACUCAGCUUGUGCAGCUGUCUUCCAGCCAGAGGCCCUGAGCAGCCAUUGACCUCAAGUUUGGACUCCUGGGUUCUGGCCCCUCCACGGUCUGCCCUAAGGGUGAAGUGCCCCAACUCACCAUCACCCUCUGCCCUCCCCGAAACCCAUCUGACUGGGCUGGUGCCACUUACAGGGUGGAGGAGUUCUCCCAGCAAGACCCCGCUGGCAAAGACUGUGCCACUCAGUUGCGGGUGCAGGGAGUUCUGGGGUCUGCAGCCCGCCUGUAGGGGUAGGGUUUCUAAACUGUCGGCUCAGGGGCAUCUACCAUGUGUCCCCACUGAGUGUCUGGCUGCCCCCAGCCCGUGGCAGGCAAAAGAGCUUCCAGAAUCACCUGCACCUCCUGGGGUGUCGGGGCUGCUGUGAUAGGGUCACUACACUACUCAGACUGAAGUUCAGGUGUCCAAUGUGGUCUCGGGGGCUAAACCUGGGUGGGGCAGGCUGCUCCUCCAAGGCUUUAGGGGGCCUGUUUUCUGCCUGUUGCAGCUUCUAGAGGCUCUACAUCCCCCUCCCCAAUCCUGGGCUCAGGCACUUCAUUCUCACAGCCAGUGUGUUCUCCCUCCACCCCUCCAAGGACUCUCCUGAUGACUCCCCGCUGCCCAGGAAUCCAAGAUUCUCUCCCUUCUUAGUCAAUCCUACCUGCAAGGUCCUUUAGCACGUGGGGUGACAGGUCCAGGGAUUAGGAUUUAGGCCUCAAGGGGGGACAUUAAUCAUCCAACCAUGUUAUGCUGGAGCUGGGAGUUGCCUCCUAUUAAGAUAGCUCCUUCCGGGCCUCCCCGGUGGCGCAGCGGUUGAGCGCUGGGUUGCGAAGCUGCCCGCGGCCUCUGUGGCG